Molecule: messenger RNA, 3346 nt
Organism: Echinops telfairi (small Madagascar hedgehog)
Lineage: Eukaryota; Metazoa; Chordata; Mammalia; Afrosoricida; Tenrecidae
Product: ras-related protein Rap-2c-like
Exons: 1
Coding region: 1-618 (205 amino acids)
Biological process (GO): Rap protein signal transduction; negative regulation of cell migration
Cellular component (GO): plasma membrane
Molecular function (GO): GTP binding; GDP binding; GTPase activity
Source: RefSeq, a predicted model, not a curated record
AUGGCUGGGCUGGCGCCGCCGCGGCCGGCUAAGGGCUACCGCGUGGUGCUGCUGGGCAGCGCGUCCGUGGGCAAGACGGCGCUGGCCACGCAGUUCACCUGCGGGACCUUCCCCACGCAUUGUGAGCCGGCCGUCGAGGACCUGUUCAGCAAGCUCAUCGAGGUGAACAAGGCGCCCGCGCUGCUGGAGAUCGUGGACACGGUGGGCGCCACGCACCUGGUCACGCUCACCGACCUGUACCUGCGCAACGGCGACGGCUUCGUGCUGCUCUACAGCGUGGACAGCGCGGCCUCCUUCCAGGCGCUGCGGCCACUGCGCGAGCGCCUGCGCCGCCUGCGGGGCCCCCGCGCGGCGCCGCUGGUGCUGGUGGCCACCAAGGCCGACCUGGACGCCGAGCGCCAGGUGCUGACGGCGCAGGGCCGCGCGCUGGCCCGCGAGUGGCGGUGCCCGUUCCUGGAGAUCACGGCCAAGAGCAAGCUCAUGGUGGACCAGGUGUUCACGCAGAUCGUGCGCGAGAUGGAGACCCAGGCCCGCGCCCCAGCCCGGGCCCCUGUGCCUGUCCCCGCCGUCCCCCCGAGGCCCCAGCAGACAUGGCCCUCUGAGAGGUACAUCGGCUGACCGGUGGCGCUCCCUGUCCACGGGAUCCCCUCUGGGCUCUCCUGACCUCGGGAUUCCCCCUCGGUGCCUUGCUGUGACCGCUGGACCCGCAGCCAACGGCCACUCCUGCCUGACCUGUGCCUCAAGCUCCUCGCCUUUUCAGAUCCUCACAACUGGGCAAAACCUGCAGGCGUCCCCCGUGACCGCGCUGGAAGACCACCCUCUUCCUGGAGUGGAAUUUGGGAUCGGACUGGAUUUUGAAAUGAACUUUUGAGUGACUCCAGUAUUUGAAGUUGACCGCGGCCCCGGAAGUGAAGAGGGUCAGCUCCCACCCCUCCUGGUUCCACGUUACAGCGCCGACAGCCCACAGUGAUUUCUCCACACAGUGACAGUGCUUCUGCACAGAGGGCGGGGUGCGCUGCUGCCUGGGUUAAAAGGGGAUCUGUGUCCCUGGGAGGGAGGGAACAGCUGCGUGUCCACAGGGAGACCGCUCAGCUGCCCCAGCUGUUGGGGCCAUGGGGCCGGUUUCUGCCACUAAUUUGUAUGAAGACAAAGUGAGGACACAGUUGCUGGCCAUUAGUGUUUCCUUCCUGAGUCCCUGGAAAGCUGUCCCUGCUCCCAUCCUCUGUCUGCCCUGACUCCAGCAGCAACCCUGCCCUGCUGCGCUUUUGCACAAAUGCUCCCACCUCCCCCGUGGGCUCCUGCUGAGUUCUGCCAGCCCCUGGUGUUUGGUUCCCCCCUGAGUGUGGUGCUGGGUAGCAUGGAGGGGCUUCCACCCCUGUGACCUCAUGUGUCAGAGAAGCACUGCCCCGGGGCUCCUGGACUGGAGUCCUGGUGGAGCCGAUAGCCAGGGGGUUCCUCCCAGAGGGCUGCCCGUGGGAUGGAACCACUGGCCAUCGUGCCCUUAGCUCUUCUUAACAAGGAUACAGACAGGGGCUUAGAGACAAAGCGUGUAAGGAGCUUUAGCCCGGGUUUCCUUUAACCAUCAGACUCCUGGAAAGCUUUACCCUGUUGUGAAGUGUUAUCCGGGGCACACUUGUCCUGAUGGGAGACGCUGGUGUUUAUUUGCACUAGUGAGCAUGCUAACCUCACCUGCUGCAUCCCGGGUGUCCGUGUCUGGAGCCCAACUCUCACCAUGUGACCGUCUCUCUCCAUAAAGUCCCCAAGAACCCAAUGAGCCUGUGAACUGACAGCGCAUUCUCUCAGAGGACAGGGAAGCAGGGGGUAGUGGUUAGGAGUCGCUGUGGUGAGUGUAUUUGUAUAUGAGAUGUCUUUAUAGCAGAAUGGACUUGACUUUGACUUUAAGAUCUAAUCAUAGGACAGCCAGUUCCCAGAACUGGACGUUAAAGCUGGAGUGGCUUCCCCUGCCCUGGGUCUCCCUCUGCUUCUCUGGAGCUGGGACACCUACUUCUGAAGCCUUCACGUUGUUAAAAAAAACAAACAAACAACCCAACAAAAGUGAAAGAAACAAAAUAAAAAUGAAGCAAGCAAGGUAAACAGCUCAAAGAUAUUAAAGCCCAGGGCAAAUUACAAGCAGUUCCUCUAUCUACUUUCCCGGAGACUGUUCUGUUUCUUAAAAAACAGAACAAAAAUUUGAGGUAGUCCGGUUACCAGGCUGCUUCUAAGGAGAAGACUAGGGAACCUUGGUGUCGUGGUUACUUGUUAGGCUGCAAUCUGAAGGGUCGGCAGUUGGAAACCACCAGCAUAUGCUUGCGAGAAAGACUGGGCUUCUAUUCCUGUAAACAGUUAUAGUCUCGGAAACCCACAGUGGGUCCAACGAGUCAGCAUUAACAGGAUGGACAUGCGAGGGAGACACACGGAAAAUCCACAACAAGCUAGGCUUAACCUUGCUCCCGCUUACUGAUAUGCUCACGUCAGAUUACGAGGUGGACUGUAUGGAGCCCUGGUGGCACAGUGCUUAAGCACUUGGUAGAUAACCACAUAGGUCAGUGGUUCGAACCCUCCAGCCACUCCUAGGGAAGAAAUGAGGCAAGCCAACAAGGCAGUCCGCUCCAGUAAAAAUGCACAGCCUUGGAAACGCUGUGGAGCAGGUCUCUGUCCUGUAGCGCUAGGAGAUGGAUGCACCGAAGAGCACAGGUGACAUAGCUGAGAGGUGCUAAUCACAGGCAGCUGGGGCACAAAUUGCCAUCUUGUUGAUUUGCACUCAAUGCCUCCGCUAAGUGCCGGGUACCAUCGACUGCCCCCUAGCCUUGCCAGGGCCGUGAGCCUUCACAGGACGGACAGCCACCUCAUUCUGCUCUCAGACCACACCUGGGGUGACCCCAAGACGAUUGUCUAGAGAACUUGCCACGAUUCAGCAUACGUUUUAAAUCUUAAAUAAAAGGAUCUUCAUAUUUCCUUGUAACGACAGAAGCGGGUGUUUUUGCAAUCCCAAUGUAAAAAGCCCUGGUGAUGGGGUUGACUCCCGCUCACAGCGCCCCCUAGAGCACAGAGGAGAGCUGCUUCGCAGCGUUUCCAAGGCUGUGAUUCUUGAUGGAAACUGGUAGCCUCAUCUUUCUCCUGUGGAGGCUGGUGGGCUCAAACCUGCGACCUUCCUGUUGGCAGCCCAACACUUAAUCCACCGUGCCGCCAAGGCUCCUUCAUGCAAGUUUACUUGUGCCAAUAUCCUUACAGGGGUACAAUUUGAUGCUAAUUUGUUUUUUGAACCCUGGUGGGGCAAUGGUUAUGAGUUGGGCUGCUAACUGCAAGGGUCAGCAGUUUGAAACCACCAGCUGCUCCUUGGGAGAAA